GUCUUAAAAAAAAAAAUUAUAAUACCUUUUGGAAAUCACCCAGUUUUCCGUUAUCUACUAGGAUGGCUGAUGCCUGCAUAAGUGGCUUUAUUGAAAUUGACACAAACGGAUACAAUCAAGCAGUUGUAUGCUAAACAUCAUUUCAUAGAUGAUUUCAUACUACCGAUUUCCAGUUUGAAAAAAUCAGUUCAACAAUUUCAUACAAUUCUCAAUAUUUAUCCUAUUUGGGUAUGCCCAACCAUUUUGCGUCCGGGAAAAGGUCUUAUGCAUUCACCCGCAACAGUAAACAAUAUGUACAUCGAUAUUGGUUUAUAUGGUGAGCCCAAAGUCUCAAAAUAUAAUCCAACAAUUUUAAGGGACCUAGAAAUAUUUGUACUUAAAUUAAAAGGAUUUAAGAUGAUGUACGCCGGUACAUAUUUAAAUAUAGAUGAGUUCAAGACAAUGUUUGAUCAUCGACUGUAUGACCGAAUAAGACAGAAUCUACGUUGUAAAUCUAACUUUCCAGAAGUGUAUGACAAAGUAAAUAGGAAAGCCAGAAUAUAAUACAUUUUUAAUUUAUAUUAAAUUGUUUUAGAAAACCAUGUACCUUCACAUAAUAUAUUAUGAUUAUAUUUUAA
Molecule: messenger RNA, 617 nt
Organism: Acyrthosiphon pisum (pea aphid)
Lineage: Eukaryota; Metazoa; Arthropoda; Insecta; Hemiptera; Aphididae
Product: delta(24)-sterol reductase-like
Exons: 3
Coding region: 265-543 (92 amino acids)
Biological process (GO): steroid metabolic process
Cellular component (GO): cytoplasm; membrane
Molecular function (GO): Delta24(24-1) sterol reductase activity
Source: RefSeq, a predicted model, not a curated record